This is a messenger RNA of Cyprinodon tularosa, 26761 nucleotides long. RefSeq names its product microtubule actin crosslinking factor 1a (gene macf1a). Gene Ontology annotation, biological process: wound healing; intermediate filament bundle assembly. The transcript has 103 exons. Bases 29 to 24922 code for a protein of 8297 amino acids. Lineage: Eukaryota; Metazoa; Chordata; Actinopteri; Cyprinodontiformes; Cyprinodontidae. The record is from RefSeq and is a predicted model, not a curated record. Gene Ontology annotation, molecular function: microtubule binding; calcium ion binding; keratin filament binding. Gene Ontology annotation, cellular component: cytoskeleton; keratin filament; cytoplasm.
UCCUCCCAUCUUUUCCUCCUCCUGAGUCAUGGGGAACUCCAUGGGUUGCGUUCGGCCUCUUCGUGAGGCCGAUCCGGACGCAGCACCCACUCUUUCACCGAAGAAGCGUCUGCGUUUCAGACGGAAGCAGAAGGGAAACAAGAACCGGAGAGCGGAGGAAGAAAAAGCGGACCAGCAGCGACUGCGAUGCUCUGAGCCCGAAGAGGAUGAUCCGGAGAAAAGACCAGAGUGUUCAGACCACAGCAGAUCCGGGCCAGAAUCUCGCUUAGGUCACCUCAGAGCCGACCCACACAGUAGCACCCUGUCCCCUGCCUCUGCUGGGGGGCUGCUGAGCAGCAGAAAGCUGGAGUCGACCCCCAAACCCAGCCCGGCCUGGAGAGGGGUCUUCUGCCUUCCCGGGGAGGAGGACACCAUCAGUGCCAUCAUCGACGUCUCCAGCCUGCCGAGCCAAACCGCCGCCACCACCCCGGUCAACGCCGCGCCGGCCCUGGGCAGAACCACGCCAGGCGGGGGCAGGGUCUGCCUGGUUCGGGAGAAAGUUCAGGGGGUUAUAGAAAAGCCCUGGAUCCAGAAGAGGAAGGAGGAGACGGACAAAGUGAACAAGGAAGGAAACGGGAGCAAGGCGGCGGCGGGUAGAGCUCCUGUGAAGGAGCGUAAAGGUGUAGUCCACAUCCGAGAGGUGGACGGGAAGCUCUGCGUGGUGAGGACGGUCUACCCCAACGAUCUGGGCUCCCCGCUCCGCAAAGACGAAGAUGAGGUGGAAGUUCACAAAGAGCCUCCCGCACCAUCACCCGUCACUGGGAAUAUUCUGAAAGUCCAGCUGGUGGAGGACGGAGACGAAAACAAAUCAACCGGUGGGUCCCCCACCUCCUCCAAGGAGCUCCAGGACACCAUGAAGGCCUUCAGGCUGGAGCCGCAGGGGAAGUCGUCUCUGUUUGAGUCGGGUUACUCCAGCGAUCUCCCUCCCACCUCCCCAGAAACAGCUGGUACCACUCCCAGUCAGACGGACUGGGGAGGCCUGACCAGCAGCUCGUCCGAGAAACUGGACUCCACCAUGGAGAGUCCGCUGGCGCCGGAGAAGCAGGUGGUUUCCAAACCCCUGCCUCAGAUCUCUGAGAUCUACGUCUGCGGCGAGUCGGCCGACCUCACGGCCAAAGAGAAGCUGCUGCUAUGGAGCCAGCAGGCCGUGGAGGGCUACCCCGGCCUCCGCUGCAGCAACUUCAGCUCGGCAUGGAGCAAUGGACGCAUGUUCAACGCUCUGCUGCACAGAUACAGGCCAGACCUCAUCGACAUGGAGGCCGUGGCCCGGCAGAGCAACCGAGAGAACCUGGAGCAGGCCUUCGAGAUCGCCGAGUCGUUAGGGGUGACGAGACUCCUGGACGCUGAGGACGUCGAUGUUCCCUCUCCAGACGAGAAGUCAGUUAUCACGUACGUCUCUUCCAUUUACGAUGCCUUUCCUAAAAUCCCAGAGGGAGGAGAGGGCAUCUCUGCACAGGAAGUGGACCAGCGCUGGUCGGAGUACCAGUCCGGCUUCUCGUCUUUGCUCCAGUGGAGCCGCCAGCAUACAGCCCUCAUGGCCAAGAGGAACUUCCCCCAGAACCCUGUUGAACUCAAGGCACUUUAUAAUGAGUACAUCCACUUCAAGGAGGCGGAGCUCCCCCCCAAGGAGACGGAGAAGUCCCACAUCCAGCACCUCUUCAAGCUGCUGGAGGUUUGGAUCGAGUUCGGUCGCAUUAAGCUUCCUCAGGGCCUCCAUCCCAACGAGCUGGAGGAGGAGUGGGGCAGACUCAUCCUGGAGAUGCUGGAGAGGGAGAAGGCCCUCAGGCCGGCCGUGGAGAGGGUGGAGCUGCUACUUCAGCGAGCCAACAAGAUCCAGAACACAGCGGUGGACUGCGAGGAGAAGCUCACCCUGGCUAAGAACACCCUGCAGGCUGACAUGUCUCGGGCCGACAGCGGCGAGGCGGUGCAGUGUGAGACAGAAAUGGUUCGCUACCUGCAGGACUGCGAGGCUCUGAUCCGGCAAAUCGAGCAGGAUCUGAAAAUCCUGCGAGAAGAGAAAUAUUACCAGGUGGAGCAGCUGGCGUUCAGAGCUUCCUGCCUUCAGGAGGAGCUGGUCUCCCUCCGGCUGCAGUGCUCCAGCGUCUACAGGAAGGGCCACUUCUCUCAGGCCCUGGGCCCCGCCGGCACGGAGCCACCCUGGCAGAGAGCCACAGACGGAGGCCUCUCUCUGGGACAGACCCUGCUGGGAGGCGUGGGGGCGGUCGGAGCCGCUCUCCUGCGGCGGCCGAUGGCGCGCUCCCAGCUGGUGGCCAUGUCCUCCUCAGAGGAUGAAGGAAGCCUGAGAUUCAUCUAUGAGCUGCUGGGAUGGGUGGAGGAGAUGCAGGAGCUGUUGGAGGGAGCGGAAUGGGGUGCAGACCUCCCCUCUGUAGAGAACAACCUCCAGGAGCACAACACCAUCCACACGGCUGUGGAGGAACUGCUGAGCAGCCUGCAGGAGGCGCGCAGCUACCAGGCUAAAGUGUCCCCGAACUUUAAAGGCAGUUACUCUGAAACCCUGGCCAAACUGGAGCACCAGUACUGCAAGCUACUGGAACAUUCGUCAUGCCGCCUGCAGAGCUUGGAGAGCCUCCACGCGUUCGUGUCGCGCUGCACCGAGGAGCUGAUCUGGCUCAACGAGAGGGAGGAGGAGGAGAUCUCCUUCGACUGGAGCGAAGGCAACGCCAACAUGGCCGCCAAGAGGGAAGCGUACAACGAGAUGAGGAUGGAACUGGCAGAGAAACAGGAUGUGAUGCGUUCCAUCCAGGAAACGGCCAGCCGCCUCUGUCAGGAAAACCAUCCAGCCAAACAGACCGUGGAGGCCUACAGUGCAGCCCUGCAGACUCAGUGGCAGUGGGUGGAACAGCUGUGCGUUUGUGUGGAGCAGCAUCUCAAAGACAACACCGCCUACUUCCAGUUCGUGAGCGACGCGAGGGACUGUGAGUCGUACCUCCGCCAGCUUCAGGACACCAUCAAGAGACGAUACACCUGCGACAAGAACAGCAGACUGAGCAAACUGGAGGACCUGCUGCAGGACUCCAUGGAAGAGAAGGAGCAGCUGAUCGAGUACCGCAGUACGGUGGCGAGCCUGGUGGGACGGGCCAAGACGGUGGUCCAGCUCCGGCCCCGCACCGCAGCGAGCCCGCUGGAUGGGGCCACGCCCAUUAGAGCCAUCUGUGACUACAAACAGAUCGAGACAAACGUCCAGAUCACCAUAAACCGAGGAGAGGAGUGUGUGCUGGAGGACAACUCUCAGAGGACCAAGUGGAAGGUGAUCAGUCCCACCGGGAAUGAAGCCAUGGUUCCCUCGGUGUGCUUCAGCGUCCCUCCUCCGAACCAGGACGCGAUCGACACAUCCAGCAGGACGGAGCAGUUGUAUCAGAAGGUCAUGUCUCUGUGGCAUCAGCUGCAUGUGAACAUGAAGAGCGUGGUGACGUGGAACUACCUCCAGAAAGACAUCAGAACCGUCUCCGGAUGGACCCUGGACACGGUACGCAGUCAGAGUCAGUCGGAGCGCCGCCAUGUCCUGGAGCACCUGGGGUCCCAGCUGGCCGACUUCCUGUCUGACAGCAGAGAGAGCUCGCUGUUCACGUCGGCUGAGAGACGGGAGCUGGAGAGCGAGGUUCAGUGGGCGCAGCAGCACUGCCAGGACCUGCUGCACAACAUGGAGACAGCGGAGAAGGACGAGUCUGUGUCUCGGUCCUACCUGUCGGAGCUGCAGGACAUCAGUCUGCGUCUGAGCGACACCGAGCGGAGGCUGAUGAGAGCCAUCGAGACGCCGCCUCCCAGCCGCCUGUCAGGCGGCAGCUUUGACAACACACAGCGGAUCGCAGAGCAAGAGAAGCUGAAAUCCGAGCUGGACUCUCUGCGCUCCAGCCUGGGCGACGUCUCCCGCCGCUGUGUUACUUUCUUCGAGGAGAAGCCGUCGUCCUCCACCGUUCCCGUCCUUCGCUCCGAGCUCAGUCAGGCUGUGGAGCGGACGGACAGACUGAACAGCCUCUCAGCCGUCUACUUGGAGAAGUUAAAAACAGUAGACUUCCUGAUGCAGAGCCUGGAUGAAACUGAGAGCCUGGUGAGGAAGUAUGAGAGCAGACUGAGUGAGGAGGACAUCGUUCCUGCAGAUACAGCAGCCAUUCAGAACCUCAGACAGCAGCUCGGGAGGUGGCAGGCUGAGCUUUCAGAACAAGAGGAGAUUUUCCAGGCCCUGCAGGUUCAGGUGGAUCGGGCCAAAGAGGCAGGAGCCGAGCUCAGCAAGCUGCACCCGGACCGCAGCAAUGAGCUGGAACGGUACCAGGAAAGAGCCAAUCAGAUGGCAGAGAGGUGGAGUGGAGUCAAACGGCAGACAGAAACACGGCAGUCCGAUCUGGAAGUUGUGGGCUCGGCGCUGCAGCAGUACAGAGAGAACCACUCAGCCCUGAUCAGGUGGAUCGAAGAGACGACAGAAAGACAGGAGAGCGCCCAGCCUGGACAGAUGGACAGCAGGGCGCUGUCAGAACAACUGGCCCAGCAGACGGCAUUGGUAGCUGAAAUCGAGCAGAACCAGACCAAACUAGACGAGUGCCAGACCUACUCCAAACAGUACUGUGCCUCCGUCAAGGAUUAUGAGCUGCAGCUGAUGACCUACAGAGCCUUUGUGGAGACGACGCACAAGUCCCCGGUGAAGAGGAGGAGGAUGCACUCUUCCUCUGACGCCAUCACUCAGGAGUUUAUGGAUCUGCGAACGCGUUACACAGCCUUAGUCACUUUGACAACCCAGCAUGUGAAGUACAUCAGCGAUGCACUGAGAAGACUGGAGGAAGAGGAGAAAGAGGUAGAGGAGGAGAAGCAGGCCAGGGUGGGCCAGGUUUCAGAGCUGCUGGGCUGGGUCAAAGGCCUGCAGGGCCGGACCGGGGGUCCCAGCGCAGAGUCUUCACUUGCUGCUCAACAGGCCAUCAGUGAGCAGCUGGCAGGCAGGAAGGAGCAGGUGGCUGAAGCCAUCAGGAGCACGCAGGGCUUCCUGUCUUCCAAACAGGCCACCAAAUUGUCUCCGGAGGAGCGCGCUCAGGUGGAGGCUCAGCUGGAGGAGCUGACGGCCACCUACAACCAGCUUCUGGACAGCUCCACCCAGCAGCUGCAGCAGCUGGAGCAGCAGCUGGCCGAGGAGGAGGAGAGAAAGAACCAAGCCGCCAUCGCUGGAGUGAUCGACCUGGGAACAGUGGAAACCUUCUCGGUGUUUCAGGCGGCCCAACGUGGCCUCGUUGACCAGGACACCUGCUGUGUUCUGCUGGAGGCCCAGCUGGUGCUUGGUGGACUCUUCAAACCAAACUCAUCUGAGAUUUAUUCUUUGAAUGAGGGUCUAAAUGAAGGCCUUGUUGAUGCUAACACAUGUCAAUCAUUAGCUGAACUUGAGAGUGCCUUAAUGUUGAUAAGCAAGCCUGUGGGUGAUCAAAAACGUCUACCUGUAGCUGCGGCCAUGGAGUCUGGAUUGAUAAGAGAAGAUGUUGGACUUCGUAUUCUCGAACUCCAGAUCAACAGCGGUGGACUCAGAGAUUCGUGUGGGAAGGUUAUGAGUUUCGAGCAAGCAGAGGAUUUGAGAGCUUUGUCACCCAGGAUCUUCAACAAACUUCAGUCUAGGCUUCAGCACAGAGAGCUGCUCGAUCCAAACACGGCUGAAAAAGUAAACCUUGAGGAGCUGAGGCUGCGUUGUAUUCCUGACGAGGGUGUCCUUCUCUUUCCUGUCAAACAGCAGCCCGGAGGAACUGUUUGCCUCCGAUCAGGAAGAAAAGUUGGCAUCUUUCGUGCUGUUCAAGAAGGACUGAUUGACCGUGCCGUUACCGUAAGACUCCUCGAGGCUCAGCUCUUUGCUGGUGGUAUUACUGACCCACGUUCAGGUCACCGGCUGACGAUUGGGGAGGCUGUGCGCCAUGGGCUUAUGGACCAGGAUUUAGCUUGCACUAUGUUAGCACGACAACUGCAGAACGGGGGAAUUAUCGACCCGCUCGGUGGAGAACGUGUAGAUUUAGAGGAAAGCAUCCGCAGGGAUCUUCUUUCCCCUCGUUUAGCCCUGUUGGUUCUUGAGUCUCUUUGGACUUUUACAGGACUCCUUUGGCCUGAAUCAGGAGAAAUCAUGCCAAUUACUGAAGCUUUGGAACAAGGGGUGAUUUCAGGAGAUUUACCAAGAAACGCCUUAAGACAAAGACAUGUUAUUGGAGGGCUGUACAACCCAGAAACCCUUCAGGUGUUGCCCCUUAAUCAGGCUGCAGAAAAAGACCUCGAACCAGAUGUUGUUAGAUGUCUCAGAGAUAUUCAUAUACCAGACGUUCUCUACAACAUGAAUCCAUCUGGUACCCCAUCACUAAACAGACUAAGCUGGGGCUCCACUAGCUCCUCUCCACCACCUCUAUCAUCUCCUCUAUCAUCCUUCACAUGGGAAUCUUCACUAACUGAUAGAGUUGAUCAUAAAGACCAAGCCCAACACAAGCUCCUCUUUCACCUCAUGACUCACAGUUAUGUAGAUGCACAUUUUGGAAAGCGGUUGGUGCUGCUCGACAACGAUCUCCUUCAGUUGGCUAAAACAACUGGUUUCACUGCAGUAGAAUCAGUUCAAGAAAAUAAAGAAAUUUCCAGUUUAGAAAGUAAGAUGCCUUCAAUGACACCCAGAGAAGGAGAGGAUGAUGAAAAGGAAGCAACAAAGCACCAAGACAAGGUUGUAGUUGAAACUGUUUCCCAAGUUCCAUCAGUGGAAGAUGUUAACAGUCAGAGAGUGCAAGAAAAUAUACCAACGCUUAAGGAAAAUAAAGACUUUAAUCUGUCAGAGGUUCAAGAAAUCAAAGUUACAGAAGUUUCACCAGCAAAUUCAGCAAAGAUGCAACAGCAUGUACUUGAUGCAGACCGUGACGACAAGCACUCGGAGAUGGUAGUUGAUGGCGAACAAUUGAUGGAGGAGUCCCAGGACGAUACUGAGUUGGAGAGAUUAGUCCUUCAGCUCAAACAGGGAGGUUUAAUGACAGAGGAAGGAGAGAAGCUGCUGCCAGAUGAAGCUGUAGCUCAGGGCGUCCUUCCUGGCCAUACAGCAGUUAAACUGAUGGCUCAGGCUGGCCUGUUUGGGGGAUUCUUGGAUGCCACCAGCGGGGAGUCACUGAGCUUGGAGGAAGUCAUGCAGGAGGGUUUAUUAGAUGAGGAUCUCAUGUGGAGUGUCCUGAAGUCAGAUAAAACCCUUGCAGGUGUUGUAGAUGUAGAGAAAGGUCAGAUUCGUGGGGUUAGGGAUGCAGCUCAGGCUGGGCUUAUUGAUCCCAACACCGCCGCUCGACUUUUGGAAGCUCAGGUUGUAUCUGGAGGGAUUGUUGACUUGUGCAGGGAUAAGAAAGUCUCUGUGACUUUAGCAGCAAACAUGGGUCUGAUCGAAGAAGGGCAAAGGGAGGAGCUGAUUGCACUUGAAAAAGCAUUCAAAGGAAAGAAUACAGACUCGGCUACAAGCCUCAGAAAAGCCAGUUUACAGCUACAGAUGGAGGGUGUUGUUGAUCCAGAGUCCAAGUCUGUGGUUCCCUUAGAACAAGCAAUUAAGAAAGGGCUGAUUUCAUCUGAUGAGGCGUAUCAGGUGCUUGCAAGACAGGUGGCUGAAGGUGGAAUAAUCCACCAUGCUUCAGGAAUGAGACUCUCCGUUUCUGAUGCUGUAGAUAGAGGACUAGUGGAUCGGUCCAUAGCUCCUGGGCUUGAGGAACUAGAAUGGAUCUAUCGAGGAAAAGUCAGUCCUUCAAGUAACCCAGGGGCAAUUGCUUUCCAGGCAACAACUGGAGCUGUUUUAGACCCUGAAAAUGGUGCUACACUGACCCUGACAGAGGCUGUGUCCAGGGGACUUCUUGAUGAAUCCAUAGCCACCGAAGUCAUGGCUUCCCCCACUCUAACACAAGGAACCAUUGACCCAAAAGCUGCACAGAUUGUGCCUUAUUCAGAGCUUGUGUAUCAGGGCAAGAUAGAUAUUGAGACGGGGAAACGCUUCUUGGAAGUGAGGCCAUUCCAAGGUGUUCAGGAUAAAGAAACCUUGGAAAUCCUGACCCUUCCUGAGGCAGUUGCUUUAAAGCGGGUUGACCCAGUUCCAGCUGUGAGGCUGCUCCAGAGCCAGGCAGACACCGGUGGGAUCAUUGAUAUCAGGACCGGAGAACGGCUUACUCUGCCUGAAGCUUCUGCCAGAGGUUUAGUAGUUGGUAAUAUGGUCAAAGAGAUAGCCAUCAAUCAGUUUGUCAAAGGAGGCUUAGUUGAUCCAGCGACUGGACAGCGUGUCUCAAAUCUUAGUGAUGCCAUUGCUCUCCAGCUGGUAACUAGAGACCUGGCCUCAGAGAUCCAGGAGAAAGUACAGGAAAGUUUGACUAAUAAACCCAUCAUAGCUACAGGGUUAAGCAAAAAGACUUCAGAAAACCUUUCUGCUAUGGAGGCUAGGGCAUCCUCAAUAGCUCCAUGCUCUGUAAAACGAUUAGAAGGCAAGCAGGAUCAUGGCAAAACACCGAGAAGUGACAUUUUAGAUCAGUCAAGUGUUGAGGUAGCAACAGAAAAAGAAUCAGUGGAGGUAAAGUCUUUCACACAGCCUGAUCAAUCCAUGGAUAUGUUAUCCAAGUUUGCAUCUAAUGUUGAGAAAAGAAUCCGGCUAGCCAUUGAUGAGAUAAUGCCACAAAAAGACAACAGUGAACUGGAUAAUCUUCUCCAACAGGAAACCAGUGACACGGUGCAAGACGAUUACAAAGAAAGAGAAAACAUAAUCACUGACUCUGUUAGAGAAUCCACCCAGAUGCUUAUUGAUUAUAAUCAAAAGGACUCAAAGAUAGAGGUCCAAAAUGAAGACGGGAAACAGCCAGAGAAAGAUCAGGAUGCAGACUUUGGAGCAAUGGAGAACACAGUCCUGGUCCAUUCUGUUUCUGAAGAUGGGAAAUUAUCUGAAAUUACAGUCGACAGGGAGGACAAAGGUCCUCCUGCAUUACCAGUGGUGAAUGAGGAUGUUAAAGAAGACCGUUCUAAGACCAAAACCAGCACAGAUGUGGAGCACUCAGCUCAGGUAUUGUCUUCCACUAGUAAAGAGUCGGUCAACAAAAGCAAAAAGAAGAGGAAGAGUAAAAAGAAGGUAAAGGGAAAAGAUGACGAAAAUGAAACUCAUCUUCAAGAGAUUGAACCCAGAGAUGAAACUGAUCAAACCAGUCCAGGAAUCCCACGGGGUGCUCAGAUCACAUUAGAGGAAACUCUAACUAAAUCAGUCCUUUAUCAAUCCCCCAAAGAUCCUUCAGCUGAAGACACACAAGAAAAGUUUGCUGAGAAACCAAAGACUGAAAAGGUUUUAGCUGAAAAUAAACAAGAGGUUGUUUCUCAUCAACCAAGCUCUCAGGUGGAGACCGAUACAGCUGAAAAGAUGUCAUAUAAGAUUCCAGAAAAUGUUGGGAACACGGGAGAUGUGAAAACAAAGGAGGAAGAGCACAAAGAAUCCACAAAGAAAACUAUGAGCGCAAAGCGAAUUAAUGAACCGGUUAUAAAGCUCCCAUCUCAGACAGAUGAAAACCACCCAGAAAUAACACAGGUGGACACAGAAGAAAGCAGAUUAAAACAAAAUCAUCAGGAAUCAGUUUCUUAUGAUCCUUCAGCCACAACUGAAACUAGGAAGGAUGAGACUGAAAGACCCUUGGUUGGCAUGCAGCGGGACGUUGUUUCUACUCCACCAAGCUCUCAAUUGGAGAAAGGUGCAACUGAAAUUAUGUUAGUUGAUGCGAUGAAUGAUGCCAUGAGGGAGGGGGAUAAGAAAGGGCAACCCAAGAGGGUUUUAACUGAAAAACAGUCAGAAGAACUAAACAUGACUCACCCAUCUCAAACUGUUCAGACUGGUGUAGACAUAUCAGAGAUGCAGCAGGUUUCUCCUGUAGACGGAGAAGAAAAAACAUUUAAGAAAAACCUACGGGCGGUCAGCUCUUAUGAUCCUCCAUCUCAUAAUGACCCACACUCUGAAGAGAGAACAGAAAGGAUUGAAGGGACAGUUAAGACCAAGAAAGGUUUGGGUAAACAGGAGCAGAGGGUUGGUUCUUUUGAACAAAAUAUUCAGAUGGAGAAAGAUAAAGCCAGUACAGCUCUAAUUAGGCCUGCUGAAACCAUAAAACAGGAAGAUGGAGGGAUAUCGACCAGGUUUCUAAAUGCGCAAAAAGACGAAAAACCAACUGAGACUGAUCAAGAGAGUCCAGAAGGGCCACAUGUAUUUCCGGUUGACACAUUUGUUGAGAAGAUACCAAAAUCCAACACUAAUGGCCUUUCAGAAUCUGCCCAACCUCACUUUGGAGAAGGCAUGGAAAGGACUGGUGGGAAAGCUGAGACUGUCUGUGUUUUGGUCGAACAGGAGCAGGAAGAGAUAUUUCUUGGACGAGGUGUGGAGAUGAAGAAAGAUGCAGCAAACAUGGCCUCGCAGAAGACCCAACAAAAGGUUUAUGAGGAGGAAGACAUUGAAAGGGAAUCUAUGAAGACUUUACUGGCACAAGCACAUGAGAACAAUCAGGGCAUGAAUGAGAGCGAGGAAAAGGAAUCAUGUCAAAAAUCAGCUCUUAAAGAUGACGAAAAAGCAGCCUUGAUACUGAAAGCAAAAGAAAGCAUUUUGAAGAAGGUGUUUGAAAAAGGAGUGAGUGAAAAGCAGGCAGCUCGAGAGCUGGAGGCACUGAGGCAGAAGGAGGUGAGGAAGAAGCAAAGUAAGGGUAUGACUGAAGGUGAUAAGAGUACAGAAACCAAGAGAAACUCUGGUUUACCGAAAGACUGUGACAACCAAGGAACUACUGAAAAGGACACAGUGGAGCUGGAGAAAUGUCCUACAGUUAUUCUUUCAUCUCAAGAAAACCUGGGAGGUAAACCCACAGAAACAUCUUUAGGUGAAAAGAACACUGACCAGAAAGAUGCUGGGGCUCUCCCUGCAGGCUCUAGAAAUAAAAGAAGCAAGAGGAGCAAGAAGCUCCGAAGUCUAACGUCAACUGGAGAUGAGCCCGUGAUGGAGAAGGUAUCCAUGGAUCUGAAAGAUGCAACCAAAUCAGCUGCAGAUCCAAAGUUAGACAGCGCAAAUUUGGCUAAAGACCCGAGAAUUUGCCUCGAUACUGAAGGCCGCUCGGCCGAUGGCAAUGUCAAGAAGCCCAAGAGUCUAAAACCAAAAACUGAGAAAGAAGGACUAACUGCAGUUGGGGAAUCUGAUUCUGGCCCAAAAGAUCCAAAGAUUACCUCAAAAUCUGCUUCUAAUCAACGUUCAGAAAGCAGAGUUUUGUCUGAAGACCUGAAGUCGAGCGCUGAUACUGACCGGUCAGUUGGUGCCACUGCCAAGAAGCCCAAGAGUCUAAAACCAACUAAAGCUCAGCCUGAUGGGAAGAGGGUACCCACAGAUUGUAUGGAACAAAAAAAUACGACAAAUUCUGCUGCAGAGGCUGAAUCCAAUGGCACAGUUUGUGUCGAAGGAUUAAAAAUUAAAGGCAGUACUGAUGAUCAGUCAUGUGGUGCAGCUACCAAGAAGCCUAAGAGUCUAAAACCAACUGAAGAUCAGCCUGAUAGGGAGAAGGAAACAGUGGAGCUGAAAGACACAAAGAAUGCAGCAAAAUCAGGUACAGGGGCAGAGUCUGACGGCACAGUUAUGGCCAAAGACCUGAAUGUUAAAACUGAUACUGAUGAUCAGUCAGAUGGUGCAGCUACCAUGAAGCCUAAGAGUCUAAAACCAACUGAAGAUCAGCCUGAUAUCAAGAAGUUGACCCCAGAUGGAAAAAUGGAUUCUGACCUUAAGGAUUCAAAACUUUUCUUAAAAUGUUCAUCAAAACAACCAUCAGAAGGCAGCGCUGAUGCUGAUGAUGAGCCCUUCAUUGACCCUGCAAGGCCUACAGAUUAUGGCAAAGCCGGCAAGGAGGACCUCCAGGUGCCUAAAGGUAUUCAGAAAAGUCAGCUAAAACAAGCUGCAGACCUGAAUGAAUCAACAGAUUUAUCUCUUGAAGGUGUCAAUAAAGACGACAGAAAACCCUUAGGUCAGUCUGUUGCUCCUGAUUCACAAUCUGUAAAAAGUAAAAGAAAGAAAAAACAGCGCCCACUUGAAGCUGAAAGCUUUGAUGUUCCUGAAUCUCUUACAAGCCCACAGCAAAAUCUGGAUUCUCCAGAAACAAUAGUUUCAUGUAAAGAUGCUUCAGCUGAAUCGGAAUCACCCAAAGUAAUGGAAGCUGAUCCAAACGCUGAGAGCUUAGAACAAGAAAAGGUCGAGGAGAACCAAGACGCCACUUUGAACAAAGAGGGAGCAACAUCCACAGGAAGUAGGUCGUCGUCUUUGCGCCAGGAAUGCCUUGAACACGAUCAGCGAAUCGUAGCCCUGCUUUCCGCGGUCCGACACAUUGAAGUCCGCCUGAAACAGCAGCAGCAGCAGUCUGCGGGUCGCAGCCUCGUCACCUUAGACGACAUCAUCAGCCGGACUGAGAUGAUGGACCUUGAACUCUCCGGCUUAGAGCCUGAAAUAAGCAAAGAAGUUGAAGCUGCAGAGCGACUGUUGAGACCCAGACCUUCCGACGUUCCUCCACAGCUCCUACUGGCCUUGGAAAAAGAUGGGCGGAGCUUAUCUCGCGGAUACGAGGCUGCCCGGACGCUCUCAGAGAGCAUCCUGCUAAGCCUGCGACACCACAGGGACUCAUGCAAGGAUGCAGUAACAGCAGAGCAGAAAUCUCUGGGACAGCAUGUGGACAGGCUGUUGUCUUGGUUGAAUGAGACAGAGGCUCAGUUGGACGGAGGAGCAACGGAGAUAACGGAGGGAGAGGACGGCCAGGCUGAGCUCACACAGCAGCUGAAGCUCUGCAAGGAGCUCCAGUCUUCACUGUCGACUUGCUCCAGCGAAGUCAACAGCCUGGUCUCAGACAUCCAGCUGUUCAUCUGUGAGCGCGCUCAGGACCUGGCCCCCGAGCAGAGCAGGCAGCUUCUGGGGCAGCUUCAGCAGCUGCAGACGGCCUUCCACCGAGCAUCGGGCCGAGCUCAGGCCCGGGCCGACGCUCUGUCCGCUCAGCGGAGCAGGGAGGAGGAGAGGCGGCGCAGGGAGGAGGAGGAGAAGGACAGAGAGAGGAAAAGUGCAAAGGAGAGAGAGGUGGUCCAACAGCAGAAAGCAGAGUGCUCUCAGAAACUGGAAGGUCUCAACAUGUGGUUGGCCGGAGCUGCAAGCCUGCUGGCCAAUCAGAGAGCUGGAAGAGAGUCAGGUGAUGUCAGCGACCUGCAAGAGAGACAGAAAAAACUAAAGGAAGUGCAGAAGGACCUGCAGUCUAAAGCUGCAGGUGUUGCUGAGGCCAUCCGGUCUGUGGAGGAGUUUCUGGCAGAGAAAGGAGAAAGUCUGAGCCCAGAGGAGAAGAAGAACCUUCAGAUGGCGCUGGAGAGACUGAAAGAGCAGUACGGCGCCCUGACCGACUCUGCAAAUACGUCCCUGUCAGAGCUGGAUACAGCCAUCAGUACGACUGUCCAACAAAACACCCAGAGAGCUAAAGCGGUGGAAGAACUACAGGAAACACAAAGCCAGAUAGACUCCCUGCUGAACUCUCUCUCAUCAUUUAACAAACCCGAUCAGGUCGGAGCAAACCUGGAUGUGGUGGAUUCUGCUUUCUCACAGCCAGAGGGCGCUGUGGUGUCGCACACAGAGAUGCUGCAGUCGGAGCUCCAGCAGCUCCAGGCUCAGCAAGCACGGCUGCUCCAGGUAACCCAGGCUACGCGCUCCCUGCUGGACCAGCCGGACUCCACGGUUCCCCCCGAGGAGAAGCAGCGGCUGCGGGCUGCCCUGGACCAGCUGCAGGCCCAGCACCAUGACAGGCUGCAGAGCUGCCAGGAGCGUCUGAGGAAGUCGGAGGCUCUGAAGGAUGAGCUUUCCAAAUUCCUGCAGGAGCACGGGAACCUGGGUACUUGGCUGGAACAAAGUGAGCAGGACAUGCGUUCCCUGGGGGAAGGAGAAACCGACGCACAGGGCCUGAAGGACAGGCUGGAGGAGCACAGAAAGCUCAGCGAGGACGUGAUCUGCCACAAGGCCGACCUUCGCUUUGUUUCCAUCUCCGGUCAGAAGGUUCUGGACUCGGUUCAGGGAGCUUUGGAGCAAGCCAAAGGUUCUGAUCCGUCUCUGGAAGGCAUCAAACAGCUGGUGUCUGACAAGCUGCAGGACGCCAACCACAGAUACACCACCCUCCACACCAAGUCGUCAGAGCUGGGCGGCCGCUUGUCCGGCCUGUUGGAGCGGUACCAGCAGUACCAGGAUGAAGUGGUCUCCCUUCAUUCCUGGCUCAGCACUCAUGAACAAAACCAAAGCGUCACCAAGUCCAGCAGUGACACCGACCCGCAGAACCUCCAGGACGCGCUGCGACAAGUUCAGCUGCUGCAGGACGAGCUGGCCGAGCGCUCGGUGCAGCUGGAGAAGGUGAAGAGAGCAGGAAGAGAUCUGGUCAGCACCGAGGAAUCUCCGUCUCUGAAAGCCGUGGACAUCCUCUGCGCCGCAGACGGGUUGGAGAAAAGAUUCGGCAGCCUUUCUGCGUCCGUCUCCGAGCGAGCUGAACAUCUGCAGACGGCUGUGGCUCAGUCUGUGAGCGUCCAGGAGGGCCUGAAGGGUCUGCUCAGCUGGCUGGACAAGCUGGUUCUGAACCCCAGACCAGUGAAACCCACAGCGCUGGCUGUGCAGGAUGCUCUGACCCAGAACCAGAAACUUCGGCAGGAGCUGCUCUCCAGGCAGGGCAGCGUGGAAGCAACCCGCGACUCCCUCUCCAAGCUCCUGCAGAGUUCUGAUGCGGCUACAGCACCGGGCCUCCACGGCAGCCUGGACGAACUCACCCAGCGAUACACCGCAGCCCAGACCAUCCAGGCGGAGCGGGAAGCAGAGCUCAAAGGGCUGCUGCCCAGACUGGAGAGCUACGAGCGGCUGGGGACCGACCUCCAGGCAUUUACCCAGAGCAGACUGAAGGCCCUGAGCCCGGUGGGCCAGCCGGACCGCAGCAUGGGCGACUACAGACAGACCAUCGAGGAAGUAAAAUCUGAGCUGGAGCAGGAGACGGGCCAGCUGAAAUCCUUCUGCAACCUCGGCACCGAGCUCAGCCAAUCCAGAACCCUCAGUGAUACUCAGAGUCUGCUGGAUAACGUCAAAGGUGUGACUGAAGAGUUCACCAAGCUGGAAGAAAACGUCAAUGAAAGGUUCGCUGCCAUCCAGGCCUGCGAGCAGCAGCUGCAGCACUUCCGCAGCCUCUCGGGCUCCCUGGUCCGCUGGCUUCAGACCGCUCAGGACCAGCUGCCCUCCAAGGAGGCCGGCCUGAACACCGAGGGUCUGCAGAGGAGGGUCCAGCAGCUCCAGGAGCUGCUGAAUGAAUGGGAAUCACAAGGAUCCAGAAUCGGAGAGCUGAACAAGACCGGCUCCGAGUUGGAGUCUCUCAUCAUCGACGUGACGGCUCCUCAGACCAAAACCGGUGUUCCUCAGAUCAACGGCUCUGCUGGUCCCAGCAGCCUGAACGGCAUCCACACCUGUAAAGACCUGACGGAGCUGCAGUUGACAGUCUCUGAUGUCAACGCUCGUUACGACUCCCUGGGCAGCGAACUGAAGGAGCGUCUGAGCCGCCAGCAGGCCUCCCUGGAGCUCCGGCAGAAGGCCCGGCAGAACGCUGAGGAGCUGAGGAGCUGGCUGAGCGACAGAGAAAGAAGCCUGAAGGAGGGACAGGCCAGCUCCCCGUCUAAGCCUGAGCUGGUGCGUGCUCAGGCGCAGCAAAACAAGGCUCUGCUCUCUGAGCUGGGUGAGCACGCUGGGAAGGUGGAGGAGCUGAAGAGUACAUUAAGAAAACUAAUCACCGACAAUCCGGAUUCUCCUGAGGCUGACGGCUGGAGGCAGCAGCUGCAGGAGAUCGACUCCCGCUGGCAAACGGCCAAUCAGACGGCAGCUCAGCGGCAGACGGAGCUGGAGACGUGCGCCGACCGGCUGGGCAGCUUCGCCUCAGCAGCCAAUCAGCUGGGCCCCUGGCUGAAGGAGAAGGAGCUGAUGAUGAGCGUGCUGGGGCCCCUGAGCAUCGACCCCAACAUGCUGAACACCCAGAAACAGCAGGUUCAGUUUAUGCUGCGGGAGUUUGACACGCGGCGGCCCCAGUUUGACCAGCUGACCCAGUCUGCAGAAGGCAUCCUCUCUCAAACCGGUGACUCUGCUCAGGACCCCAGAGACUUGGAGGAGGUCCGGGCUGAACUGGGCUCUGUCUCCCAGCAGUGGGACGAUCUGACAGGCAGACUGACUCAGCGGUCGAGCCACAUUGAUCAGGCACUGGGAACCAGUGAAAGAUACCAGGGCCUCCUUAAGGAGCUCUCCUCCAGCAUUGCGUCCCUGAGCGAGCGGCUGGACGCCCAGGCCUCGCUCAGCGCCCAGCCCGAGGCGCUGAAACACAGGCUGCAGGAGACUGGAGAGAUCCGCUCGGAGCUGGAGCGACGUCGGACCGAACUGGCAGAGGCGGAGAAGCUUUGUGCGGAGCUCAGCGAGAUCGUGGCCGAGCCAUACCUGAAAGAAGAGCUGAGUAAACGCCUGGAGAGCGUCAGCGCACCCCUGAGGAGCUUAGAGGAGAGAGCAGCUGACAGCCUCACGCAGCUCCAAGCCGCUCUGUCCUCCACUCAACAGUUCCAGCAGAUGUUUAAGGAUCUGCGCUCGUGGCUCGAUCAGCAGUCCGAUCCCAAAGAAUCCCCCUCGGACUCCCUGCCCUGCCGACCCCAGGCCAUCCGCUCCCUCCUGGCUCAGACCGAGGAGCUGCAGCGCGGAGUCGCCAGCCAGAGGGGCUCCUACGAGCUGAUCCAGGCCGAAGGCGUGUCGCUGCUCGCCACCCUUCCCCUUGAGGAGAGGACCGCUCUGCAGUCCCGCCUUGCCUCGCUGAGGCAGGACUGGGAGGGACUAAACCACCGGAUCACAGAGCGAGAAACUAGACUGAAGAACACACUGAGCAAAGCAGAAACUUACCAACAGUACAAAGCUGAGCUCACGCCGUGGUUAGCAGAGUGUGAAGAGAAGGAUGAGGAGAUCCAACCGUCGCUGGAUCCAUCUGCGCUGGACGGAUCGCUGCAGAAAGCCAGGACUCUUUCCCUGGACCUGGAGAGACGCCAGCCCCUGCUGGAGGCUUUUAAUACUGCGGCCGAUCAGCUGCUGGAGCAGUGCUGCGUUGGCGAGGAAGAGUUACGAGAUGAGAAAGCACAGCUGAACCGGCGAGUGGACAGGCUGAGCGAGGGUCUCCUGAACCGUACGGCCCAGCUGGAGGAGCUGUCCAGCCGCCUGAAGGAGUUUGAGGAAGGCCGACAGGCCGUGGAGAGGAGGCUGGAGGCCGCCAAGCAUCAGCUUGAAGUCCAAGAAGCUCUUGGACCUCAGGCAUGCAGCGCGAAAAGUCUGGAGAGACUGAGGAGUCAGCAGGAGAGCCUGAGGUCGCUGCAGCAUCAGGUGGUCUACCUCAAAGACCUGGCCCAGGGGCUGGUUCAGGACGCCCCCCAGACACCAGGGGGCAGCACCGAGGGAGCCCGCAGGCUCCAGGAGCAGGCCAAGGAGGCAGAGGAGGAGUAUGCCGAGGUCACUGAUAAGAUCGACCAGUGCUGCUCUUCCCUGGAGUCCCGCCUGCAGGGUGUCGGCGAAGUCCAGACUCACGUGCGGGACGUCUUCUCCCGCCUCGCUGACCUUGACGAUGAACUGGACUCUCUGGGUCCCGUUGGACGUGAUGCAGACUCCCUGGCGUCGCAGGCCGAUGCCGUGAAAAGCUUCUUGUCCCGCCUCUCCGACCUCAGGACGGAGCUGGAGGGACACUCCACAGAGUGCACCUCCAUGCUGAGGAGAGAGGGCUCCUCGCCUGACCUGCUGGCUCUCAGGAGGGAGACGGAGGCGUUGAGUCGGCAGGCUGGGAAGUUGAGUGAACGCGGCCAGGCCAGGCUGGUCCAGAUCGAAGACGCGGCCGAGAGAGUCCAGGACUUCUACCGGCUGGUGGCGGAGCUGCAAGGCAUGCUGGGAAGAGCCGAAGAAGGGCUGAACUCUCAGGGAGCGGUCGGCACGGAGGUGGAGAUGAUCAAACAGCAGCUGCUGGAGUUUAAGACGGUGGAGCGUGAGCAGGUGGACGGCAUCCAGCCGAAGCUGCAGCACAUCAACGCCGUGGGUCAGGGUCUGAUCCAGAGCGCCGCUAAGCUUACCGACACCCAGGCGCUGGAGCACGACCUGGAGACCACCAACCUACGAUGGAACUCGCUCAACAAACGGGUUGCGGAACGAAUUGCCCAGCUGCAGGAGGCCCUGCUGCAUUGUGGGAAGUUUCAGGAUGCACUGGAGCCUCUGCUCAGCUGGCUUAGUGACACGGAGGAGCUGGUAGCCAAUCAGAGACCUCCCUCUGCUGAAUACCGCGUAGUAAAGGCGCAGAUCCAAGAGCAAAAGCUGCUGCAGAGAUUGUUAGAUGACCGCAGGCCGACUGUGGAGAUGAUCCGCGGAGAAGGAGAGCGGAUCGCCGCCACGGCGGAUUCUCAGGACCGAGAGAAGAUCAAGAUCCAGCUCCAGAGUCUGUCGGAGAGAUGGUCGGAGCUGCUGGACAAGGCCAGCGGCAGGCAACGUCAACUAGAGGAGCUGCAGGUUCUGGCUCUUCAGUUCCACGAAGCCCUGGAGCCGCUGGGAGAAUGGCUGAGCGCUACCGAGAGACGCCUGAGCUCCGCCGAGCCCAUGGGAACCCAAACCGCCAAGAUCAGCCAACAGAUUGUCAAGCACAAGGCGCUCCUAGAGGACGUUUCCUCCAGAGAAGCCGAGGUUGACCGCCUGGAGUCCCUUGGCCAGUCGCUGUCCCCGCUCAGCUGCGCGGCCGACAGGGAUUGGCUGCGGGAGCGUGUGGGGGCGGUGAGGUCGGGUCACUCCGAGCUCGCCGAUUGGUGUGCUCGGCGGGCAGCGCUGCUGGAUCAGGCGCUGGCCAACGCGCAGCUGUUUGGGGAAGAAGAGGUGGAGGUGCUGAACUGGCUGGCGGAGGUGGCUCAGAGACUCAGUCAGGUCUCGGUGCAGAGCUACCUGCCCCAGCAGCUGGCUGAGCAGCACAAACACACACUGGCUCUUAAUGAAGAAAUCCUGAGCAGGAAGAAAACAGUAGAUCAGGCCAUCAAGAACGGCCAAGCUUUACUCAAACAGACCACAGGCGAGGAAGUCCUCCUGAUCCAGGAGAAGCUGGACGGGAUCAAGUCCCGUUACGCCGAGAUGACGGCCGGCAGCAGCAAGGCCCUCCGCACGCUGGAACAGGCCCUGCAGCUCUCAACGCGCUUCGCCUCCGCACACGAUGACCUCAACCUGUGGCUGGACGGCGUAGAGGCGGAGCUUAACAACGUGGAGCCGGACUCCUCACCUACCUACCAGGAGAGACAGAAGGAGCUGAAGAAAGUGUCGGCUGAGAAGCGGCUGGUUCUGGACACGGUAAACGAGGUGGGCAGCGCUCUGCUGGAUCUGGUGCCGUGGCGAGCACGCGAAGGCCUGGACCGGCUUGUCGCCGACGCCAACCAACGUUAUCGACAUGCUGAUGAGACCAUCACUCAGCGUGUGCAGCUGGUACAAGCUGCCAUCCAGAGGUCACAGCAGUACGAGGAGGCGGUGGACGCAGAGCUGGCCUGGGUCGGCGAGACCAAGCGUAAGCUGGCGUCUCUGGGCCCCCUGAGUCUGGAGCCUGACGUGACGGUGGCUCAGCUUCAGGUGCAGAGAGCCUUCAACAUCGACAUCAUUCGACACAAAGACACCGUUGAUCAGCUCCUCAGAGUCAGAGACGAAGUGCUGGAAGCCUGCAGCAACGCUCAGAAGGACGCUCUGAUGGUGAAAACGGAUUCUCUGAGCACACGCUACGAUGCGGUGAGUCAGAGCCACAGCGAGCGGUUCUCGGCUCUGGAGCAGGCUCAGGUCCUGGUGGCUCGGUUCUGGGAGACCUAUGAGGAGCUGGAGCCGUGGCUGGGUGAGACCGAAGCCCUCAUCGCCCAGCUCCCGCCUCCAGCUAUCGACACAGACGCUCUCCGGCUGCAGCAGGACCAGAUGAGGCUGCUCAGGGAGUCCAUCGCCGAGCACAAGCCCCACAUCGACAAGCUGCUGAAGAUCGGACCGCAGCUGGCGGAGCUCAGCCUCCAGGAGGGGGAGACAGUGAGGCAGCGCUACACCCAAGCAGAACGACGCUACCUGGCCAUCAAAGAGGAGGUGAAAGGUCGUGCAGGAGCUCUGGAUGAGGCGGUGUCUCAGUCUGCACAGCUGCUAGAGUUCCACGACAAGAUGGACCCCCUGCUGGAGACUCUGGAGGGGGCGGUGCAGCGGCUCCGCAUGCCCCCUCCGGUCGCCGCCGAGGUGGAGAAGAUCCGGGAGCAGCUGGCGGAGCACCGGGCUCAGGUGCUGGAGCUGGACAAGCUGCUGCCGAGCUUCUCCGCCCUCUGCUCGCGUGGGGAGCAGCUUAUCGGCAGAGCGGCCCACGACGAUCCGGCUGCUGAGGCCGUGCGCUCCCGCCUCCUGCGCCUUCGUUCUCUAUGGGAUGAGAUCCGCCAGCGAGCCGAGGAAAGAGAGACCAAGCUGAACGACGUCCUGGACCUAGCCGGGAAGUUCUGGGCCGAUGUGGUGGCUCUACUGAGCACGCUCAGAGACUCCCAGGAUAUCGUGAGAGAGCUGGAGGACCCAGGGGUGGACCCGUCGCUCAUCAAACAGCAGAUCGAAGCAGCUGAGGCCAUCAAGGCAGAGACGGACGGCCUGAGGGAGGAGCUGGAGUUUGUCCGGACGCUUGGAGCUGACCUCAUCUUCGCCUGUGGAGAAACUGAGAAACUUGAAGUGAAGAAGACUAUAGAUGAGAUGAACGGCGCCUGGGAGGGUCUGAACCGAACAUGGAGGGAGAGGAUGGAGCGGCUGGAGGAGGCCAUGACCGCCUCUGUUCAGUACCAGGAUGCCCUGCAGUCGAUGUUUGACUACCUAGACAACGCUGUGAUCAAGCUGUGCGACAUGUCGACUGUAGGAACUGAUCUGGGAACAGUCAAGCAGCAGAUAGAGGAGCUAAAGCAGUACAAGGUGGACGUUUACCAGCAGCAGAUUGACAUGGAGAAGCUCUGCCACCAGGGGGAGCUGCUGCUGAGGAAAGUGUCAGAUCAGACUGAUCGGGACAUGAUCCAGGAGCCGCUGACUGAACUGCGCCACCUCUGGGAAAACCUGGGCGAGAAAAUCACCCAAAGACAGCACAAGCUGGAGGGCGCCCUGCUGGCUCUGGGUCAGUUCCAGCAAGCUCUGUCUGAGCUGCAGGCCUGGCUGAACCACACUCACACCACUCUGGACACGCAGCGACCCGUCAGCUCCGACCCGAAGGCCAUCGAAAUCGAGCUGGCUAAACACCACGUUUUGCGUAAUGACGUGCUGUCCCAUCACGCCACGGUGGAGACCGUGAACAGCGCCGCCGCCGAGCUGCUGGAGUCCUCCCCGGGCGACGAGGCAAGCCACCUGCGGGAUCAGCUGGAUCAGCUCAACGGGAGCUGGGAGAGUCUGCUGUUGAAAACCAAGGAGCGACAGAAGCUCCUGGAGGCCGCCCUGCAGCAGGCUGAAGGUUUCCAUGGUGAGCUGGAGGAGUUCCUGCAGUGGCUGAGGAGGACGGACAGCCAGCUGUCUGCAGCCAAACCAACAGGAGGCCUCCCAGAGACCGCCAGGGAGCAGCUACAGCAGCACAUGGAGCUCCAGGCUCAGCUGAAUCAGCGAGCAGAGCAGUACCACCGCCUGCUGGACCAGGGGGAGUCCAUGCUGCUGGCCCGCGGAGGAGAGGAAGCGGGACCUGGAACCACCCAGACCCAGCAGAACCUGGCCAUGCUGCAAAACAAGUGGGCCGGCCUCAACACCAAGAUGGAAGACCGCAGAGCGAAGCUGGAGGAAGCUGUUUCCUUGGCAACGGGUUUCCAGACAUCCCUGCAGGACACCAUCAACUGGCUGACGCAAGCUGAACAGACCCUGAACAUGGCGCAGCCCCCCAGCCUCAUACUGGACACCGUCCUUUUCCAGAUUGAUGAGCACAAGGUGUUUGUGAACGAGGUGAACACCCACAGAGAGCAGGUCCUGGCUCUGGAGAAGGCUGGUUCUCAGCUCCGCUUCGCCAGCCUGAAGCAGGAUGUGGUUCUGAUCAAGAAUCUGCUGCUCAGUGUCCAGGCCCGCUGGGACAAGCUGGUGCAGCGGUCCCUGGACCGGGGCCGGCAUCUCGAUGAGGCCCGGAAACGAGCCAAGCAGUUUCAUGAGGCCUGGAGGAAGCUGACAGACUGGCUGGAGGAAGCCGAGAAAAGACUCGAUUCUGAGGUGGAGAUCUCCAACGAACCGGACAAGAUCAAAGUUCAGCUCACCAAACACAAGGAGUUCCAGAAAGCGUUGGGGUCCAAGCAGCCCGUCUACGACACGACGGUGAGGUCUGGGAAGGCCAUGAGGGACAAAGCUCAGCUGCCUGCAGAUCAGCAGAAACUGGACCACCUGGUGGGGGAGGUCCGGGACAAAUGGGACACCGUCUGUGGCAAGAGCGUAGAAAGGCAGCACAAGCUGGAGGAGGCCCUGCUGUUCUCAGGUCAGUUUGCCGAAGCUCUACAGGCUCUAGUGGACUGGCUGUACCGCGUGGAGCCCCAGCUGGCUGAAGACCAACCCGUUCACGGCGACAUGGACUUGGUUUCCAACCUCAUGGAUGCACACAAGGCUUUCCAGAAAGAAUUGGGCAAGAGGACCGGCAGCGUUCAGGCUCUGAAGCGGUCAGCUCGGGACCUGAUGGAAACCGGGCGCGACGACACGGCGUGGGUUAAGGUUCAGCUUCAGGAGCUCAGCAACCGCUGGGAUACAGUGUGUGCCCUGUCCGUCACCAAGCAGACCCGCCUCCAGCAGGCGCUCAAACAGGCGGAGGAGUUUCGCACAGCCGUCCAGAUGCUGCUGGAGUGGCUGUCAGAGGCAGAGCAGACGCUCCGUUUCCGCGGCGUCCUCCCCGAAGAGGCCGAGACGCUGCAAGCGCUGCUGCACACGCACCGGGACUUCAUGGGCACGGUGGAGGAGAAGAGGUCUGACGUUAACAAGGCUGCUGGCAUGGGGGAGGGCAUCCUGACUGUAUGCCACCCCGACUCUAUCACCACCAUCAAACACUGGAUCACCAUCAUCAGGGCACGCUUUGAGGAAGUGCUGACGUGGGCCAAACAGCACGAGCAGCGGCUGGAGACGGCUCUGACAGAGGUGCUCAACAACGCCAACCUGCUGGAGGAGCUGUUGUCAUGGUUACAGUUGGCCGAGACCACGCUGGUCCAGAGGGACACGGAGCCGCUGCCUCAGGACAUCCCACAGCUGAAAACACUCAUCACAGAGCACCAGACCUUCAUGGAGGAGAUGACCAGGAAGCAGCCAGAUGUGGACAAAGUGACAAAAAGCUACAAAAGGAAACCAGCGGAGCCUCCCAGCAGCCUGGCUGAGAGGAGAGGAGCUCGUAAACACCAGCAGCAGCACCAGCAGCAGCCGAGCAUGCAGGUUUCAGGGGGAAACCCGCGCCUCAACCAGCUCUGCGCGCGCUGGCAGCAGGUGUGGCUGCUGGCUCUGGACCGCCAGCGUAAACUCAAUGACGCUCUGGACCGGCAGGAGGAGCUCAGAGAAUUUGCAAACUUUGACUUUGACGUGUGGAGGAAGAAGUACAUGCGCUGGAUGAACCACAAGAAGUCGCGCGUCAUGGAUUUCUUCAGACGCAUCGAUAAAGACCAGGAUGGAAAGAUCACGAGGCAGGAGUUCAUCGACGGCAUCUUGGCCUCCAAAUUCCCAACCAGUAAGCUGGAGAUGUCGGCCGUGGCGGACAUCUUUGACCGAGACGGAGACGGUUACAUCGACUACUACGAGUUCGUGGCGGCGCUUCACCCCAACAAGGACGCCUACAGGCCGACCACCGACGCCGAUAAGAUAGAGGACGAGGUCACCCGGCAGGUGGCCCAGUGUAAGUGCGCCAAGAGGUUCCAGGUGGAGCAGAUCGGAGAAAACAAAUACAGGUUCUUCCUCGGAAAUCAGUUCGGCGACUCUCAGCAGCUGCGUCUGGUCCGGAUCCUGCGCAGCACGGUGAUGGUGAGAGUCGGCGGGGGCUGGAUGGCUCUGGACGAGUUCCUGGUCAAGAACGAUCCGUGCAGAGUUCAACAUCCAGGACUUAAGAUCCUCCGCUCCGAUUCCAGUAGCUCCAUCUCAUCUCGUAUAGUGACAGUCACUCCUGGCUAUUUCUGCUGCCGAGCUCGAGGUCGCACCAACCUUGAGCUGAGAGAGAAGUUCAUCCUUCCUGAAGGAGCCUCUCAGGGCCUGGCCGCGUUCCGAUCGAGGGGCCGGCGCUCCAAACCGGGCUCCCGUAACGCAUCGCCCACCCGUUCCUCGUCCUCCGCCUCCCACAGCGGCGCCUCUCUGCCCUCGGCUCCUUCCACGCCCGCCACACCAACAGCUUCGGCAUCAUCCAGGUCCUCCCACACCCACUCGCGUGACUAUGCCAAGCCCUGGCUUGCACACAGUAAAACUCCAACGCCAUCCAAGUGCCACUGCUGCCCAGAUCUUGGUCACAACCACAGCGCUCCUGGGCACGAGGGGGCGCCGUCCGGGUCCAAACUAAAGAGGCCCCCGUUCCACUCGAGCCGAGGCUCGCUGACUGGAGAGAACGGAGGAACGCCGCACAGCAGCAAACGCACAGAUCCAAAGCGAGGGGCGGCGACCGCCAGCAGCCCCACCAGCCGAGCCGGCAGCAGAGCGGGCAGCAGGGCCAGCAGUCGCCGCGGCAGCGACGCCUCGGACGCCUCCGAGCUUCAGGACUCUCGUUCCGUCUGCUCAGACACUUCGGACACGCCGCGGCGGCCCGGCAGCGGAGCCAAACCUUCCAAGAUCCCGACUAUAUCAAAGAAGGCCCCCAGCCCAAAGACCCCGGGGUCUACAAAGAAGUAAAACCUGUAGAAACUUUAUUCCUGGUGAUUCCUCCGUUAAGAAAGGCCGGGCUGCGUCUGCUGGACGUCCAUCCAGAGGGCUUGUCUGCAUAUUCUGCACUAAGACUGAUGGUUUUUCAGGGAAAGAAGGAGACGUUGAUCUCGAUCUCCCUCUCACUCCUUUCCCAGUCCUGAAGGCCUGUUAAGAUGCACAAGAGGAGAACGGUUCUGGUCCGGUUCAGGUCCAGGCCAGAAUCUAUGGGGUCAACGCCAACUUUUCCCCUUUAAGACCCCAGUUUGCCUUCCAGUCUCCUCCACCUCUUAAGACGUUCCCUGAAACACGGACUGACGUGAUGCUGCCUUACUUUAUGUUACAAACUUUUGUCCCGAUCAGACGGGGGGAGGACAGACUCAACCUGCUUUAUACUGACAAACACACAUUUCCUGGGAGAGGCGGGGCGGAGAGCGGGGAGCGCUGCCACCACAGCUACACAAACAGAAAAAGAAUUGUGGGAGAAUUAUUUUUACUUGUGGUCCAGAUGCCUCAAGGAUGCGUCAACAAAGAAAAUAUGCAACGACUGCCAUGUCGCUUCCUCUGGACCGAUUGGCGAGAAAACAGUCACCUCAGCAGUGGCGAGCUGAGGAGACGCAGUGAGACACACACACACGGUGGAGCUGGUGCAGCUGAGGGUAAAAACUCUCACUGAAGCACCACGCAGCGGCCUCCUCCCCACCCACCGCUGGAACGCUCCCCUCAGCCACAUGCGUGCAUUUCAGCAAAGGGCGGCGCGUUUCUUUUCUUUUUCCCCCACUCUCACCCAGAAUUCACAAGCUAGCAAUAGAAAGGACUCUUAUGGUGACAACUAACAGCACAUUACUGACAAUACGCCACACGUGUAACCUUAACGUGACGUUAACAUGCGUGUUCGCAGAGUUCGACAACCAGCAUGCACUAACUCCCCCCCCCCCCCCCCCCCCCCCCCCCCCCAACGCUGCACAGAAAAACACUCACAUGUACCGUGUGUCUGUUACAGGAAGCAGCAGAGGUCAUUUACUUGAGUCACUGUAUGCAAACAAAGAUUAAUUUACAAAUGUUUUUUCUGAUUAAUUUAUAAUCCUGAUGGACUUUUUGUUGUUUAGCUUGAAAUACAGGUUUAUUUAUUUACAGUUUUACGUCAUAUCACCGUCGGCAGUGCGUGGUUUAGUAUUAUGGUUAAAGAAAUUCAGUUUUCUAUCAUGAACAUGUCCACUUUGCUUUUUUUUUUUGACAUGGUUUGUGUGUAAAAAGUGUGUUUCUACUCUGUUGUGAGAUUACAUUACUCACCAGGGCGCCCUCUAGUGGCAGCCUUGUUUGGUUUUUCUUUAUGGCUAACGACUACAUUUUCCUGACCAAAGGGGUUUGCCCUUCAUGCGUAGAGAUGAACCACAGAUAUGAAUGAUGAGGGGGGAGGUUGGACAGAGGGGGGAGUCUCUCCUUUCAUGUUCUCUCCUCCCUAGAAUCUCUUCAAGACUUUUCCUCAAGCUGUCCCGUCGUGGACGGGGCAGAGUUAUCGAAGUGUUUUUUGUUUGUUUUUUUCAAUCUUAGAGAUGAAGUUUAUGGAAACUAAUGAAAUUACAUCAAUAAGACAUCUUAAGGUGAUUUUUAUUUAUUUAUUGUCUCUCUGAGGGGGAGGGAUGAGGGUCUUUAUGGUGGAGAUGAUUAGUCCACCACCUUUUUGAUGCUGCACUCCUCUCUGUGUGAUGAAGUCAAUGUGGAGGAGGGGAGGGGGGUGUUACAGGGAGUCACUUGUGUAAAAUUAAAACAAACUAAAAUUAUAAACCUUUUUCUGUUUUUGUAUUAAAAAUUAUGCUUGCAAUAAAA